This is a messenger RNA of Dacryopinax primogenitus, 1978 nucleotides long. RefSeq lists its product as uncharacterized. Gene Ontology annotation, cellular component: nucleus. Gene Ontology annotation, molecular function: exonuclease activity; nucleic acid binding. Bases 67 to 1965 code for a protein of 632 amino acids. The record is from RefSeq and is a predicted model, not a curated record. Lineage: Eukaryota; Fungi; Basidiomycota; Dacrymycetes; Dacrymycetales; Dacrymycetaceae. The transcript has 6 exons.
CCCCAGCUCAAGAAACAGAAAGUGCCUGAUACGGAGCCACCUCCCCUCUCCCUGGGGGAACAGCAGAUGCUCGCUGCGGUAAAGGUCAGCUUGGCAGAGGCACAGGCACUUAGGGAGUCUGCGAAGGACAGUGGAGACUGGACGGUCGUAACAAGGCCAAAGGUGAAGAAGCAGUUGAAGCAACAGAAGAGGAGAGAGGCCAACCCCGCAGUCUUCAAGUAUAUGGUGCAAGGGUUGAAGACCCGGCGAGACCCUGUGUCGAUUGAUAGCGUACGCGAGUUCACCCUCUCAUUGUUAUGUGACAUCCCCCCUCAACAAUGGAUCAUCGCCGAGAACCCACGCUCGAUUACCCACGUCCUAGCCCUCUUCAUCCCCGGUAUCGAAGCUUCCGACAUCGGGCUCCCGGCGCCAAUCCAUUCGGAGCCAGCGAUGCCCCUCGAGCUGCCCCGUCUGCGCCCACCCUCUUCCGCCGAGUCGCGCCUCCCUAUUCUCCAUAGCCUCUUUUCCCAUGCAUGUCCCACCCGAGCACCGGGAGAGCAGUAUAAGUUGCACUCGUUUAUUGCACACUUUAUGCAGAGUCCGUUGACACCUGAGGAGGCGAGGAAACGGCAUAAGCAACGGCAAGAACUAGAACAGCAUACGAAUCUUACUGCAGCAGACCUUGUACUCUCAUAUCCCCAAAUGAAAGAAAACGACUACCCGAUCCCUACCUACCUCCGCCCCCACCUACGCAGCGCGCCCUCUCCCACAACCGAACCUUCAUCCUUAGAACCAGGCUGGAUCGAGACACCUCCAACGAAGGACACACCUCCGAAGUACAUGCUCUUAGCGAUCGACUGCGAGAUGUGCGAUACGACUGCUGGGCAGGAGCUGGCGCGCGUGUCCAUCUUGGAUAGCACGACGAAUUCUACGAUAUACGACACGAUGGUCAUGCCUGCUCAUCCGAUUACGGACUAUCUGACGCGAUUCUCUGGUGUGACGGAGGCGAAGCUCGCCGGGGUGACGACCACGCUAUCGGACGUACAGCAACACCUGCUCUCGAUACUACAUCCUGAUACCAUCUUGCUGGGGCAUUCGCUGGACAACGACCUGAAGACGCUCAAACUCUGCCAUCCGCGUUGCGCUGAUACCUCUGUGUUGUUCCAUCAUCCUCGUGGGGGCCCGUACAAGCCUGGUCUCAAGUGGCUGGCCCAACGAUGGAUGGCGAAAGAGAUACAGAAGAAUGACGGAAAGGAGGGGGAGAAUGGGGGCCACGACCCGGUCGAGGACGCGAGGACCACGUUAGAGCUGUUUCAGCUCAAGCUGGAGAAGGGUCCGACGUUUGGUGAGUUCCAGCAAGAUGUCGAGUCCAUCUUUGAGAAGCUCGCAAGGCCGAGCGGGAAACGGCCUAAUGGAUCAACAUCUGCGGUCGUGGAUCACGGCAAUCCCGCCCAAUGGCACGGAUCCAAGGCCAAGACAUCUGUAGCGUGCACGACGGACGACGAUGUCGUACAAGGCGUAAUUGACGUGAUCCCGGAGCACGAUUUUGUCUUUGCGAGAUUUAUGGACCUUUCGCAUGCCAAGGGGUGGGCAACGGCCAAGCAGUCCGCUCUGUUUCCCACAAAACCGGCGGAUCCGUGUUCUCCAUCUAAUGACCCGCCUGAGCCGCCAAGCGAGGUGAUUGAGAAGGCAUAUGCUGGUCUCAAUGAGCGAUUGACGAGGUUGCAUCGGUCUUUGCCAAAGUCGACAGCGAUCAUCCUCAUGACGGGUCAUUCUGAUCCCCGUACGAUCGUCCAGCUGAACACACGCAAGCAGCACUGGGAACAGCAGUGGAGGAAGACGGGCGAGCUGGCACAGAUACCAAAGGAAGACUGGUGGACGGGAGAGGAUGAUCGGAACCUUGUUUUUGCAGUAGAUAAGGCAAGGGCGGGACUCGCCUUCUUUUGUAUUACGAGACAAGCCCCUGUAGUUCAACCUGCAACAUAAAGAUGAUGUUUUA